Iphiclides podalirius (scarce swallowtail) is the source of this 933-nucleotide messenger RNA. NCBI's taxonomy places the organism in Eukaryota, Metazoa, Arthropoda, Insecta, Lepidoptera, Papilionidae. The record is from the annotation of a GenBank genome assembly.
AUGUACAGUAGAGUUGUAUUCGUUUUGGUCGCUCUUUCAAUAGUUUUGGACGCGACUGAUGGGAGGAGACAGAAGAAAACAGACCAGCAGCCGAAAGACGAGGAGAAUCCGGCGCCACAACCCAGCGUCUUGACGUAUUCUACGUUUGGCUUCAACGAUGUCGGAUCAUACGACGGCUUCGUCCCGACUUCACCGGACCUCACGAGUCAUCUCAACAAAUACAAGGAGACCUCUGAGAAACUGUACGCGCCCGCCUUCCCGUCGGCGCCGGAUAAUGAUUUCUCAAGUAGUUCACAGCCAUUGAACGGAGAGCCUUUUGCUACUGGCGACGCUGGACAACAAACAAAAGAGGACUUACUGGGAUUAAGAAAUCACGACACUUCACAUCCUUCGUAUCUUCCUACCUUCCAAUAUUCUGGAAACGAGGACCCGGAGGAUAGUUUUAAAAAGGCUGUUGAGAAAUGGCGAGAGAAUUACAUUAAAUCCAAGUAUCGAGACACACCAAGCUAUGAUUACGAAGCUUCCGAAGCACAGAAUGUGCAUGCAUUGAAUCCGUAUCAUGUUCCAGUACCGGUGGCAAAACCGUACCCCGUAGCGGUGCCUCAAGUAAGGCCCGUGUUUCACCACUCGAGGCCUCAUCGCGAAGAGUACGAUUUAGACCACGACAUUGAUGACGACGACGACUACCAACCGCGCCCGGAAAGCACCAAAGUUAUGUACAGCAGCAAAAGGCCUAAAAGGCGGCCAUCGCGGAUGUCGCAUCAGGAGCGAAGCAAGGGAAGGCCGCAACGGAGGCCUAGCUCGCGGGAGAGAGAGUCCCGUCGGCCCGUCAGGCUGUCGGAAUACCAGCGUCACAAGUACCACGAUGCGGACUUCGACGAGGAUAAAGAGAGCAGCGAAUACCGGUCGCACUGCAAGAGAAUAGGAAACUGU